Messenger RNA from Nothoprocta perdicaria, 4359 nucleotides. It is a transcript of the gene RAB8B, whose product is annotated as RAB8B, member RAS oncogene family. The record is from RefSeq and is a predicted model, not a curated record. Bases 16 to 606 code for a protein of 196 amino acids. NCBI's taxonomy places the organism in Eukaryota, Metazoa, Chordata, Aves, Tinamiformes, Tinamidae. Gene Ontology annotation, biological process: cellular response to insulin stimulus; protein secretion; protein localization to plasma membrane. Gene Ontology annotation, cellular component: plasma membrane; trans-Golgi network transport vesicle; endosome. Gene Ontology annotation, molecular function: GTP binding; GTPase activity. The transcript is spliced from 8 exons.
AGCUGAGGCUCUCAGAUGACACGCGUAGCGGUGGCUUCUCAACGAGCUGUGCCUGGGACGUGCCUGGUGACGUGGGAGGUUGCACCGGAGCGCCCGCCUGCACCCGGAAUCGACUUCAAGAUCAGAACAAUAGAACUAGAUGGAAAGAAAAUCAAGCUACAAAUAUGGGAUACAGCAGGCCAGGAGAGAUUCCGCACAAUUACGACAGCUUACUACAGAGGAGCCAUGGGAAUUAUGUUGGUGUAUGAUAUCACAAAUGAAAAGUCCUUUGACAACAUUAAAAACUGGAUAAGAAACAUUGAAGAGCAUGCCUCUUCGGAUGUAGAAAGAAUGAUCCUCGGUAAUAAAUGCGAUAUGAAUGACAAAAGACAAGUUUCAAAAGAAAAAGGGGAGAAGUUAGCAAUUGAUUAUGGAAUCAAAUUUUUGGAGACAAGUGCAAAAUCCAGCAUAAAUGUGGAAGAGGCAUUCUUCACACUUGCACGGGACAUAAUGACAAAGCUCAACAGAAAAAUGAAUGACAACAGUUCAUCAGGGGCAGGUGGGCCAGUAAAAAUAACUGAAAAUCGAUCUAAGAAGAGCAGCUUCUUUCGAUGCACGCUACUUUGAUGAACUUCUAAUGAUAGACUGCAGCACACUUAGAACCUUUUCUGCUUCUUUGAAAGCACAGGGUCACAAAGCCUCAGAAAUAAUACCACCAAGCUGCUGCUGAGAGCUCCAUUGAACGUAGACUGCGAUACACAAAAUACCAAGUGGAUUUUGCUCACUAAGCCUAUUGACCUAUCAGGCUCCUCUUUCUCAGAUAUGGAAGCUAUGAAGUGGAGACACAAAUGCAAGAGUUAACUUGUUUUCCUUUUUUACUUUCUGUUUUAUUGCCUGUUGCAAAAGCUGCUAUGUUUCUUUUAACUUUGCACAUCCAUAUUAGCCUCCUGUUGCCUGUUACAGCACAAUCUUACAUUUGUAUUUGCACAGUUUGACUUGUAAGAAAGAUUCUUAACAGAUUUGUGCAGAUAUUUCCUUUUUUAACAAAUUUAUUACUAUAGCAUAAGAGCCGGGGAACAGAUCAAGUCUCACUUCCACUAGUUUCUUUGCUGUACACYGGUGGCCAUGACCACAGUAUGGAUUCUGACACUCUAGUCAAGAGUGUUAUAAUAACAAUUGGCAUUUAACAAUUUCUACUUCUUUUUUUCUUAGAUGCACAAAUCUGUUCAUUAAGAAGCUGUGGCUUCUGCUCUGAAUGUAGUAUUUGGCUUUUCUUUCUUUACCAGGCUUAGCAAAGUUAUUUUCUGGAUUGCCGGUCACUGUCUGAUUCACAGAUGCACCUUUCAGUUAUUUGAAUAAACAGUGUCUUUCCUCACUGAACUUCCCUCUGGUAGCGCAAGCUGCCUGCACCAUUUUUUGUUUCUGAUGAGGAUGCACCCUCUGGAGUUGAAAUCAUCAGCACAAAUUGGCCUCAUCUCUAUCACUUAAGUGGCUUGUGGAAAUUGAAUGCAUGAGUGUUGAGUAACCUCAUUGUGGAUUCAUAUGUUCAGAAACGACUGCUUCUAAAGGUGACUUCCAUGUCUACUGUCAUGCUAAGGACAGUCCAUUCAUGUCUAUAAGCAUCAACCCUUGACAACAGAGGCGUAAAAAAGCUAGCUUCGUGUGCAGUUGCUCAAGUUUAUCAAGUCCUGCCACCAAGGAAAGGGUCACGCAAGGGUUAUAAUGUAGUAUUUGUUCUGCAGCUCGUGUUGAAUGUGUGAAGUCCUCUUUGGUCUGCUCACGCUGUUAAAUUAUUUUAUCAUCAAAAACUGGUACAGUGACCUAGCGUUCAGAAGCAGAGUUAAAACUUAGUUGCCUUCUCACUCAGUGGGGCAUUGUUUAACCUCUUCUUCGUUUUACCGCUUUUUAAUGCGUUCUGAAAAAUGUCCAGAGGGAUUGAAGCAGGUGCUUUAGUUUCUGUUGAUGUGCCAAACUUGGACCAUUGUAAGCUCUACCCACAGGUUUGUGUCCCACUUGUUUGUUCGUCGGGAGUAGGUGGAUUCUGUCACUGUCAACAUCAGGUCUCUGACGCGCUUGUUUUGGCUCCACUACGUUGUCUAGAGUGGCUUGUCGCCACAGGGCAGUGGCGUGGGGGGCUGAAUUUGUCAUCUCUGGGUCUGCUGUAAAUAUGCUGAAGGAGAACAGGCCACUAGCAGUAAAUUCAACGAUUUUUGCUAUUCAAAGCUUUGUUAGAAACAGGUUCAGCGAAGUUACAGCGUUUUAAGUGGCUUUCUAUCAACCUGGCCCCACAUAGAGCUGUUGUAACUAGAUUGUGAAUCUGACAACUUGCUGUUGCUGCACUAAAAUAGAAAAAUCUUCAUGGCAACAAGGUUCAGUGGAAAAACAAAGCAACACUAACUGCUCUGUUGUCUGUCCUUGAUGUUUUUUUGGACAGGCUAAAGCAGUUGGGUUUUCUGUAUGGUUAAAAAAAAAAAAAGUGCUUUCUAUACAGAAAGUGUUGUGACACCAAUUACGAAUGUUGUUCAUUUUCAGUAGUUUACCUCUGACUUAUUUGGUGUCGUAAUACUUUGAUUUUUUUAUCUCAGGGGCUGUUUGCAAACCAAAACUGACAUGUUCUGCGUUUGGCAACGUUUACAGAGUGCUUUGUAUUGUUUUUCCUGCCCUAUCUGUGUAGUUAAAAUGUACAUCCAAUAUUAGUCUCCAUGAACUUCCCUUUGAAAGAGCCUGUAAAGUAGUAGCGUCUAUGAAGUGCUUCUUGAAGCAGCAGCGAACGGAGGUAUCUGCUCUGUAUUUAAAACAAACAAACAAAAACCUUGCUAUUUUCUUACAUUUAGCUAUGCGAAACUGUACAUAAAUGUGAGGUAAGACCAUAGGAAAUUCACUUUAUGCAUGAUAAACUAAUGCAGUCAGUAUUUCCCUUUGCUUAAUGUUCAUGUAAAGUUAAUCUUUUUCUGUUGUAGAAGAACUUAGUGCAAUUUUGUUGUCCCCUGCUGCAACUGAAGAAAUCUAAUUUCAUUUCUUACGGAUAAGGUAAAAGGCAGAUUUCUCCCUCUUGUUUUGUCUUCUCUUGCUCCCACCCACGUCCUCCGCAGUAUUAAAUGGCUGAGUGGCUGCACUUUACCAGUGUGCUCRUUUUUGGUCAGUAUAGACCUCUUCCUGUGUACAGUCUGGAUUGUCAGGCAUUGAAAAAUGUGCUGUAUCUUAGCGUGCAAAGCAAUUGUAUGUUUUACUGGGAACUCUUUUUUUUUUUUUUUAGCUAUUUUGCUUUCUGCAAGUGGAAGAUGAUAAGUGGUAUGUUCAGCCUAGGCAUCGGAUACUGGGUACUGCAGGCUUUUCUAAUACCAGUAUGGUUGUUUUGUGCAGUCUUUGUUGCACCUUUGCUCAAUACUAUAUAGGCUGAACUUUGAAGGACUCUGAACUAUACCUCAGUGAACUGUUCUAAUGUCCAUUAGAAUGAAAGUCAUGCAAUUAUUAUUCAUUAAGCAGYCAAUGUAAUUGCAGUUAUUACUCAUAAAGCGACAAAUGUAUUUCUGUCUCGCUACAAAAAUUGUCAUAAACUUUUUAGGAAAGGCAGACUUUUUUUUUGUGGAUUUUGAUGAAACAGAACUGCUGUUUAUGCUGUUGAUUUUUAUUCUUUAUGGAACCUUUGGCACCACGUCUGUGCAAUGUAUCUUGACCGAGCUUUUUUCCUAAAUGGUUUUAGAAAAACAAAAGAAAAAAAAUGGUCUUGGGGCUUCUCAACUUUAGCUUUUAGUCUGUGCUCAGCAAAAAUGCACCAAGUGUUUUUGUUGAGUAGAUUUAGAGUGUUCAAUUUAGUUACUAGUUGUCCUGAAGUAUUGUAUUAUUGUUAAAACUUAAACCACUCAUGGAAGCUGACACGGCUCAUUAUUGGKGGUGGGAGAGGGUUGUUCUCAAGAAUGAUGGAUUAGUUUUUCAGAAUUGCAGGAUUUUAUUUUAUUUUUUUUUUCUGAGUUUUUCUUGGCAAAUGUAUUUCCCAUCGUAAGCACAUUUCCCCUCCUGGUCUGCUAAAGUCGAGUGAAUCAAGUCAGUCAUUCUUGCAAUUGAAAAUAGGAGUCUUAAGUACGCAUACUGCAUUAAAAAUUGUGAAUGGGUAAUGAUUUGAAAGCUAUGUGAAUAAUAUGUAAAAUGCCUAAAUGUGUUAUUUGUGGAAAUGCAUCUGUUAUCUGUUUAAAUGUAACUGAAAUUUUGCAAAGUUACCCUUCCUGAGGGUUAGCUUGUAGCCAAUAAGUCUCGUUCCGUUCACUGAACUGCUUGUGCCACUCUUGUUCUUAUAAAUAAAACUUGUAUUUCUCCCUGCCACCAAAGCAGGAUUUCCAUUAAUUUUUCUUUCCGGUGAAUUUAACUAUUUUAGUGUAUUCC